Molecule: messenger RNA, 1368 nt
Organism: Camellia sinensis
Lineage: Eukaryota; Viridiplantae; Streptophyta; Magnoliopsida; Ericales; Theaceae
Source: RefSeq, a predicted model, not a curated record
UUUUUAAAUCAAUGAGGUAGGUUAGGAUGAUGGCAAAAACAUGGGAUAAAGGUUCCAAAGAAAUACCCUGCUGUGAUUUGUUUUGCCAUGGAAGAGGCUAACAGGAGAUAAAUUAUCAAUAUUCGUAAGAGGCCCUAAUGCUUACCGGGUAGUUUAGUCAACCAUGUCAAGGCAAGCUCACCUUCCACCCCGCUGCCCAUUUCAAAAAGGAACUGCAACUCGCCCAAUUCAUGAUUCUUACCCUCGACACCAAAAAUCUAUAUCACAAAGCUCCAUUUUAGAGGAGCAACCGGCAUGGCUCGAUGACCUGCUGAGUGAUUUGGAUGCAAAUUCAAAAGGGAUACUCCAUCGUCGAUCCACUAGUGAUUCUGUGACCCUUUUAGAUGGCCUUGUUUCAUUACCAACUUUGCCUCCACUUAGUAAUGAAGAAAAUUUAAGUUCGAGCGAGACCGGUCGUGUCUUGGAGUCAGCUUGUAUGUAUGGUCCUAAUUCCCCUCGGAGAAAGGACAAAGUAACUUUUCCGGAGAAUGCCGUGGUUUCAGCAUUAUCAGAAUAUCUUCCUCAAAACCCUAUGCAGUAUACAGAUGGGGAUCUUAAUGUUUCCGGAAUGAUGCAAUGUGAUUUGGCACGAGAUGUAGGUGGAUCAGCUUGGGACGCCAAUAAUGAGACAAAGGCAAUGAAACGGCAUUCUGGGCAGCGCUCAAGGGUUCGUAAACUCCAAUACAUUGCUGAGCUGGAAAGAACUGUUGAUAAUUUGCAGACUUUGGAGUCGGAAUUGGCGGUAAGAGUUGCUUCUUUGCUUCAGCAACGCGUUGCUUUAUCAAUGGAGAACAGCGAAUUAAAGCAGCAGGUUGCUACUUCAAGCCUUCAACAGGAAAAAUUGAUUGUAGAUGGGCACUAUCAAUCUCUAAGAAAAGAAGUAGAGAGGUUAAAAUUGUGCUUAGCUUAUUCCUCCAACAGCAGUGUUGGUACAAAAUUCAGAUCCAGUUCCACCUCAGACGGCGGUAGCUUAGAUGCUUUGUGGCAGAUGUUAGACAUGGGAAAACUCGAUCUUAACUGAAGAAAUUGAACCCAUCUUUGCUCUGGAGAGCACUGUUCUUUAAAAGAAAUCUAUUGAAGAUGCUUCAACUUUGAUCGUCGUGGCCACUUUUGCUUAACUGCACACUUGCUUGUGUUUUAUGUUCUAGGAACUUACAUUCUGCCAAGUGGAAAUGGCUUUUCAUUUUUGUUCUUUUUCCGAAACAUGCACUGUUUUGAAAGGCCUUGCCUCAGUAAAAAUAAUCUUAGAUAACCCAGUAAUGUUAGGUCUGAGUCUCGACUUUGAGAAGUGUUUUGAUGAUUUUGAACAUAAUACCUAAUGCAAGUUGG